Molecule: messenger RNA, 285 nt
Organism: Scutellospora calospora
Lineage: Eukaryota; Fungi; Glomeromycota; Glomeromycetes; Diversisporales; Gigasporaceae
Source: the annotation of a GenBank genome assembly
CGACUGUCAAGACAUAAAAAUGGUUUCGAUAGAAUGUAUUGCUGCUAUCUUCUCUCGCACCUUCCAAACACCUGAAGAUCGUGCACUUAUUUUUGAUUAUAUUUAUGAACAAAAUGGCUUGGAAUUAUUGUUUUUAGCCUAUAAUAAAAUCCAACCAAGUCAAGACCUAUUGCUUGAAGAAAACGAUUAUAUAUACUUGAAAAAAUACGUUGAGGCUAUUGUUGAAUUCGGUGAAAAGCAUAUUUGCUUUAAGAAUAACACAACGAUACCAAAUCAAUUUCCAAA